AAGCAUUAUUUUAGUGGAGGAGACUGCUAGAGGGCAAUCAAUGUUGAAGGGCUGGAUGAACCAGGGCAAGCAUUUUGGUGGGUUGUACUUCAGGUGCACAAUUUCAGUAGGCACUGUUUUUUUUUUGGCUCUGAUCCCAGAGAUUUACCCAUUUGGAAGGUUGGCACUUAAUAGCCAGACCUUCUGAAUGUUUGGCACAUGUGAGUGAUCUUGACUAGCAUUACAACUUCAAUAGCAUUUUGCCCACAGCUGUAGCUUUGAAAAAUAAUGUGUGGGCAAAACAAAACAUGGUGUUGUGUUGUUUGGUGGUGUGUAUUGUCAUAGUUGAUGUUUACAAAGGGUUGCUUGUGCUUGGGCUACUUUAUGAAGUCAGAAUCCAUUUGUUAUCCUUGCCCUGUACUCUAAAAACUCCAUAUGUCUCAACUAAGCUUUUCAGACUUGAUCCUUCAUCUGGAAGACAGGACAAUGGACAGAGAGCUGCAACUUGAAGUUAUAUGUGGCACAUAUGAAGAAUUUGUGGUUGGUUACCAGCUUUUCACAUACUCUGGAGAUGAAAAGGUGCACCAGUUUGAGCAGACGUUCGCCGACCACUCCCACACGGCCAGCGUGCGGGCGGUGGCCUGCGGCGGUGACCUGCUGGCCUCGGGCGGCGCCGACGAAAUUGUCAAGCUGUACAGCAUGCGACGCCGCACCGAGAUGGGACAGCUGAUGGAGCACCAAGGCACCAUCACCUGCCUGCAGUUCCACGGGCGGCACCACCUGCUCUCCGGCUCGGAGGACGGCCGCGUGGCGGUGGUGCGCGUCGACAACUGGCAGCGCGAGAAGUACCUGGGCGGCCACCGCGGCGGCGUGACGGCGCUGGCCGUCCACCCGUCCGGCCGGCUGGCGCUGACUUCGGGCCGGGACCGCAAGCUGCUCACGUGGGACCUAGUGCGCGGCCGCGUCGCCUUCCGCACCAACCUCAAGGCCGCGGCCGAGUUCGUGCUGUGGUCGCCAGAUGGCAGCACGUACGCGGUGGGCGUGCAGGGCCGCUGCGAUGUGUACAGCGUGGCUACGGCCGGUGUGGUGCACAGCCUCAAGUCGGCCGGCAAGAUCAACUGCGCCGUCUACAUCUCGGAGACGCAGCUGGCGUGCGGCGACGAGUCGGGCCAGGCCAGCGUGUUUGACGUCUCGGAGGCGGGCGGCGGCCGCGGUGUGAGCUGGCCGGCGCACGAGUCCCGGCUGCGCGCCGCCACCGUGGUCCGCCGCUCCGAAGAGCUCAGCUGGCUCGUCACCGCCUCCUCCGACGGCUGGAUCAAAGUCUGGCAGGCGCCGGUGCCGGCCGUGACCGAGCAGCCACUCCUGGUGGCCAGCUACAACACCACCUGCCGGCUGACCAGCGUCACGCUGCACGUGCCGCCCGAGAGGCGCUGGCCGCCGGCCGGCGCCGAGGAGGCCGCUGUCGGCGCCGUCGCCGAGCAGCGGACGGACAGAGCCGCGGCGGAGCAGGAGGAGGACCGGCACCCGGCGGAGCAGAACGGCGCGACGGCGAAGCGGAAACGGCCGGACGCCGACCAGCAGGCUAGCCCGAGCAAGAGGACGGGCAAGAGGAGGCGGACGGAAGAGGCCGGAGCGUCCGGCAAGCCGAAGAAGACGGGCGAACGGGAAGGCAAGGCGGGCAAGGUAAAGGGGAUGAAGGUGAUGAAGAAGAGCAAAGAGAAGAAGGCCACGAAGACGAGCAAGGAGAAGAAGACCAUGAAAACGAAACAAAAGAGCUUAAAGAAAGUUCAAAAAGCAAACGUGAAAGGCCUGAAGGCUUUGACGCUCAAAAAGAAGAAAAAGAAAAAGAUUCUGGCAAUUGAGUAAUACAUGGUUCUUGUAUGUGAUCUUUGCGGGACUGGCUGUGCGCUGUGAAGGCAGAAUAAAUUAUGGUAGU
Pollicipes pollicipes is the source of this 1915-nucleotide messenger RNA. RefSeq names its product p21-activated protein kinase-interacting protein 1-like. The transcript has 6 exons. Gene Ontology annotation, molecular function: protein binding. Lineage: Eukaryota; Metazoa; Arthropoda; Thecostraca; Pollicipedomorpha; Pollicipedidae. The record is from RefSeq and is a predicted model, not a curated record. Bases 415 to 1845 code for a protein of 476 amino acids.